ACUUCACAUCCCCUUUCCCCUUUCCAUAUCACAAAUAUGUUUAGGAUCCUUUUAGCUGUCUUUCUUCUCACUUCAAUAACUUACAUGUCAUAUGUCGAGGCAUGUCCGCGAUGUGGCAAUGUGGAAAUCCCUUACCCUCUUAGCACUAGAGAUGGUUGUGGAGACUCUAGGUACAAAAUCUAUUGCAACAAUGAUGUCCUAGAGUUCAUGUCAGCCGAAGGGUUUUACUAUAGGAUCUUAAGCAUCAACCCGUUUGCUUCCAGGCUCGUCUUAAGCCCACCUUUGAUACAGAGCCAUUCAUGUUCAUCUUCCGACCUUGGGAUAGGAGGCAUUAGACUUGACGAUGGUUCUCCCUUCAACAUUUCAACCCGUAACACUGUCAUGUUGUUCAACUGCUCCGCCAACAUCCUUUUGUCGCCCCUGAACUGUUCCUCCAAUAGCUUUUGUCGCAAGUUUGAAGCUCUAGAUGUGGGGAGUGGAUGCAAGGACACCCUUUGUUGUCAUUACUUGAAAGAUUCAUCUAUGAAUUCUCACAAGAUUAGGGUUCGGUUUGGAGGGUGCACUGCUUACACAUCGGUGAUCGAUGUGAGGCCCAACGAUCCUGCCGAGGCCUGGAAUUAUGGCAUUGAGCUGCAAUGGGAGGCUCCUCACCUAUGACCUUUAUCGUCUCUCAGCUCCAACCAACUUCAUGUCUAUUAUUAAUCUUGUUCUCUCCUUCCAGUGUUAGUGUUGGUGAUAGUGUAAUCUUCCAUGUUCAUGUUUCACCUUACUAGUGCGUUCAUCUUGUUUCUGGCUUCCCAAUUUCAUAGUUAUGCAUCGAUUUCAAUGUUGGAAUCUACAAUGACCCGUUAUAAUGUGGUAUCGAAGGAUGUGCUAGUUUGAAAUAAGAAUUAUGUUUAAGG
Messenger RNA from Linum trigynum, 902 nucleotides. NCBI's taxonomy places the organism in Eukaryota, Viridiplantae, Streptophyta, Magnoliopsida, Malpighiales, Linaceae. The record is from the annotation of a GenBank genome assembly.